This is a messenger RNA of Selaginella moellendorffii, 1257 nucleotides long. RefSeq lists its product as uncharacterized. NCBI's taxonomy places the organism in Eukaryota, Viridiplantae, Streptophyta, Lycopodiopsida, Selaginellales, Selaginellaceae. The transcript is spliced from 7 exons. Bases 519 to 1049 code for a protein of 176 amino acids. The record is from RefSeq and is a predicted model, not a curated record.
CAGCAGGGCAGCGCAAAGCGAACCAAGCUGGCAACAGGUCCUAGGGCAAAAGAGCCUGUUGGGAGAUGGAAAGGCCAGCCAGCGAGAAACGCUCAGAGCCCGUCCAGGAAAAAGGCGAUUUGCUUUGUCGUCAGUGCCGACUAAAGCAGCAUUUGUUUUGUGUGGACUCUUCAUCAAAGUUAAAGGUAGCACAGCAAUGAAACCGAGAGCACGACGAGACACAACUACCUUAAAAUCGGGUACGACAUUCGGGCACCAUUGUUUUCUAACACCUUUUCUAACACCAACUUUGUGUUGCUGGAGCUAAGUUGUCUUAGUCACGCGCAGGGACCCAAUGGCAAGAAAUUUGAUAAACAAGCCGACGCCUCGUCUUCUCCAGCUCGCUGUAUUGUGAAAGCUCCGGCCUUUGUUUGCGAGGUGGCCGACCCAUGCGAGCGCCGACGGAGCAAUCAGGUGACUCUUUGUUUCCCGUGCGCAGGGAAUGAAUAUCGAUUUCCUGGGAUAGCAAAAGCCUCGGAAUGAUAGCUGUUGCUUCGUACGCACGAGAGUAUGUCUGGCCAGACUUCACGUGUGCGACACAAGCUCUUGCGCGUUUGCUUAAUGCUCGCUUGGUUGCUUCCACAGUACAAGGAGCGUAUGCAAAGAUGGCGGUAGACGCAUCCGGAAUCGCGACAGAGAAUCUGUGCAUGAGUUGCCGCAUACGUCACUUGACGACAGUGAAGGAAAGCCUCCCUAUGUCCCAGUAUAAAAGGCCAGGAAACGGGAAUGACAUUGGAGCAUCAGUGGAAGAACCGGGAACGCAUGAGCAAGAGAUAUAUUCUCGAAAACUUUGGGUGAGGCUGGAUUAUUCAGGCCCUGGAACUCAUCCAGGAAAUCCUCAUGAACAUCAACUUGAGGAGAAUGUGGAUUACUAUCCUCCUCGCAACCAUAAUGACUCACCACCGACCCACAAGCACAUCCCUGGCAAUGAGGUUCAUCCUGAGCGACACUUGGUGGAUGCAUUAGACUACGUCCCUGCUCGCACCCACACGCCAUCGCCAGUGCACUAAACAAGCAGAGCUCUUGCUCUACAAACAGGACCACGUCCUUUGAAUCCACAUAAAAAUGCUGAGAAAAAAAAGAGAGGUAAAUCCGAGUGUGAGCUUCGUCUCCUCCCACGAUCGUCUCGCAUUCGGUGUAAAUCAGCUAGAGAAGAAGAUCAGGUAGGAGAGUUACAAGUAACACAGCGUGAGCAAUAAACUUUGGUUUUGGAUUAAA